This is a messenger RNA of Lottia gigantea (owl limpet), 541 nucleotides long. RefSeq lists its product as hypothetical. The annotation marks the transcript as partial. The record is from RefSeq and is a predicted model, not a curated record. NCBI's taxonomy places the organism in Eukaryota, Metazoa, Mollusca, Gastropoda, Lottiidae. The transcript is spliced from 4 exons. Gene Ontology annotation, molecular function: pseudouridylate synthase activity.
GAACAUUGAGUGUAUCAGAAGAAGUUCGUCAGGCGUUACACGAACAUGGACCAGUGGUAGCUCUAGAAAGUACCAUUAUAACACAUGGUAUGCCCUACCCUCAUAAUAUAAAGACUGGGCUAGAAGUAGAAGAUAUAAUAAGAAAAAAUGGCUGUAUCCCUGCUACUAUAGGUGUUUUAGAUGGUAGAGUACAUGUUGGUCUGGACAAGACACAGUUAGAGCAGCUGGGAUCUAAAGGAAAAGACCUGGUUAAGAUUUCCAGGAGAGAUUUCCCUUACGUGUUAGCUAAGGAAACUCAGGGUGUUUGUGUGGCCACGUUUGGUCAGGAUAAAGAUUUCCCAGCAUUCUUUGUUCCGUCCAGUGGUCUGAAAGCUCCGUAUAAUAUCCGUGAUGAGAUAGAGGCUGCAGAAAUGAUCUACAACGGUCAAAAUAAAAUGAAGUUAGACAGUGGAAUAUUAAUCGGAGUUCCCUUACCAGACUCUUACAAUGAAUAUGGUCAGCAGAUAGAAACAGCUAUUGAUACUGCGCUUCACGAAGUUAG